GCGCGGUGCGGCGCGCGGCUCAGCCGGGCCUGAAACAUGGCGCUCGCCGCCCGCCGGCUGCCGCUCCCGCUGCUGCUGCUGCUGCUCGGCGCCUUCGGGGCCCCGCAUGCCGGCCGCGCCUCCCCGGACGGGCCCGCGCUGGUGAACGAGGACGUGAAGCGCACGGUGGACCUGAGCAGCCACCUGGCCAAGGUGACGGCCGAGGUGGUCCUGGCCCACCCGGGUGGCGGCGAGGCCUCGGCCCGGGCCACGUCCUUCCUGCUGGCGCUCGAACCCGAGCUCGAGGCGCGCCUGGCUCACCUGGGCGUGCAGGUAAAGGGAGAAGAUGAAGAAGAGAACAAUCUGGAAGUACGAGAAACCAAAAUUAAGGGGAAAAGCGGAAGAUUCUUCACUGUCAAGCUCCCUUCUGCUCUCGAAUCGGGGGCCAAGGUUACUGUCAUCGUGGAGACGGUCUAUACUCACGUGCUGCAGCCUUACCCGACCCAGAUCACCCAGUCAGAGAAGCAGUUUGUGGUGUUUGAGGGGAACCAUUACUUCUACUCUCCCUACCCAACGAAGACACAGACCACCCGUGUGAAGCUGGCUUCUCGGAACGUCGAGAGCUACACCAAGCUGGGGAACCCCACACGCUCCGAGGACGUGCUGGAUUAUGGGCCUUUCCGAGACGUGGCCCCCUAUAGCGAGGACCCUUUCAAAGUGCAUUAUGAAAACAACAGCCCUUUCCUGACCAUCACCAGCAUGGCCCGUGCCAUUGAAGUCUCUCACUGGGGCAACAUCGCUGUGGAGGAGAACGUGGACCUGAAGCACACAGGCGCCGCUCUGAAGGGCCCCUUUUCCCGCUACGACUACCAGAGGCAGCCCGACAGUGGGGUCUCCUCCAUCCGCUCCUUCAAGACCAUCCUCCCAGCCGCAGCCCAGGACGUGUAUUACCGGGAUGAGAUUGGGAAUGUUUCCACCAGUCACCUCCUUAUUCUGGAUGACUCCGUGGAGAUGGAAAUCCGGCCUCGAUUUCCUCUCUUUGGUGGAUGGAAAACCCAUUACAUCAUCGGCUACAACCUACCGAGCUAUGAGUACCUCUAUAAUAUGGGUGACCAGUACGCACUGAAGAUAAGGUUUGUGGACCACGUAUUUGACGAACAGGUGAUCGACUCUCUGACCCUGAAGAUAGUCCUGCCUGAAGGAGCCAAGAAUAUCCAGGUCCACAGUCCCUAUGAGAUCAGCCGUGCCCCCGAUGAGCUGCACUACACCUACCUUGACACCUUUGGCCGCCCUGUCAUUGUGGCCCACAAGAACAACCUGGUGGAGCAGCACAUCCAGGACAUUGUGAUCCACUACACAUUCAAUAAGGUGCUCAUGCUGCAGGAGCCCCUCCUGGUGGUGGCCGCCUUCUACAUUCUGUUCUUCACCGUCAUUGUCUACGUCAGGCUGGACUUCUCCAUUACCAAGGACCCAGCUGCAGAAGCUAGGAUGAAGGUGGCCUGCAUCACAGAGCAGGUAUUGACCCUGGUCAACAAGAGGAUCGGCCUGUACCGGCACUUUGACGAGACCAUCAAUAGAUACAAGCAGUCCCGGGACGCGUCCACCCUCAACAGCGGCAGGAAGAACCUGGAGGCGGAGCACAAGGCCUUGACCAGUGAGAUUGCACAGCUGCAGUCCAGGCUGAAGACCGAGGGCUCGGACCUGUGCGACAGAGUGAGCGAGAUGCAGAAGCUGGACACCCAGGUGAAGGAGCUGGUGAUGAAGUCGGCGGUGGAAGCUGAGCGGCUGGUAGCCGGCAAGCUCAAGAAGGACACCUACGUGGAGAAUGAGAAACUCAUCUCAGGAAAGCGGCAGGAGCUGGUCACCAAGAUUGACCACAUCCUGGAUGCUCUGUAGCCCCUGUUCUGAUCCCCAGGGUGGCCUGGGCUAGCGCACUAAAUGAUGGGGCAGGGAGGGCAGGAUGAACGAGGGGGCAGCUGCGGCUGGCACCUGUGCUUUGCCACGACCUUCCAGCAUACAAAACCAGGUCCUGCCCUGGGCAACACAAGCUUUGUUUUUUGUUCCAAAGCUUUCUUUUUUAUAAACUUUAAAAAAAAAAAAUCUGAGUCUCAUUAAAAACAAAAUAUUUUUGUUUGAACAACGACAAAGGAAUUUUCAGUCAUUGGUUUUGUUUUGUUCUGAAGCCUAGGGUAUUUCACUUGUACCCCUUGUUUUAUGCCCUUCUAAAUUUUGACGGGUAUUUUGUAAGUGUGUUUUUUUAAAGCAUAUGUAAUCAACUGAAAAUAAAGCAGGGACUGUGAUA
Messenger RNA from Suncus etruscus (white-toothed pygmy shrew), 2281 nucleotides. It is a transcript of the gene RPN1, whose product is annotated as ribophorin I. The record is from RefSeq and is a predicted model, not a curated record. Gene Ontology annotation, cellular component: oligosaccharyltransferase complex; membrane. NCBI's taxonomy places the organism in Eukaryota, Metazoa, Chordata, Mammalia, Eulipotyphla, Soricidae. The transcript has 10 exons. Bases 37 to 1875 code for a protein of 612 amino acids.